Messenger RNA from Argentina anserina (silverweed cinquefoil), 3303 nucleotides. Its product is annotated as formin-like protein 6. The coding region runs from base 136 to 2763 and encodes 875 amino acids. Gene Ontology annotation, biological process: actin cytoskeleton organization; actin nucleation. The record is from RefSeq and is a predicted model, not a curated record. The transcript is spliced from 4 exons. Gene Ontology annotation, molecular function: actin filament binding. NCBI's taxonomy places the organism in Eukaryota, Viridiplantae, Streptophyta, Magnoliopsida, Rosales, Rosaceae.
UCUCCUUGCAGCAAAAGAACCUUCCCCCCUCUCUCUUCCAUUUCCCAAAAGCCAGAGAAGAACAAAUAACCAGAUGAAGAGUUGGUUGAAGAAGAAGACAACCAGACCACGACAUUAGAUUCUAGAAGUUUCACCAUGAGAGCUCAAUUUUUCUGCUGCUGCAUUUUCCUAUCCGUUACUCUAGUUCAUCCUUCUUCCGAGGAUCGAAGUAACAACCGUCGGAUUCUACACCAGCCGCUUUUUCCCGAUAGUUCCUCACCUCCGCCGGACAUUCUAUCCCCUCCUCCGCCGGCUCCUCCUCCGCCGGACACUCCCGACCAGCCCUUCUUCCAUGAGCUGCCGACGGGACCUACCACUCCGGAGCAGAGCCAGUCUCCGGCGGCAGUGGCGCAGAACAGCACCGUGCCUCUGCCGCAAGCGCCGCUGCCUACGAAAUCGACUAAGAAAGUAGCGGUGGCCGUCUCCGUCGGAAUCGUCACUCUCGGAAUGCUCUCCGCGCUCGCGUUCUUUCUCUACCGCCACCGAGUCAAGCACCCGUCGGAGACUCAGAAGCUCGUCAACGGCGGAGGGAGCGGCUCGCAGCGGUUCGCCGACGAUUCCCGAGCCGCGCCGUCGAGCUUCCUCUACAUCGGCACCGUCGAGCCGAGCCACACCUCCACGAACAGUGACGUCAUGAGCAGCGGAGCGACGCCGGAAGUGAACCGGUCGCCGUACCGGAAAUUGAACUCGAUCAAGAGAUCGGAUCGGUACCGUCCGAGUCCCGAGUUGCAGCCACUGCCGCCGCUGGCGAAGCCUCCGCCGCCGCAGAACCUCGAAUCGUCGCCGCCGAUGACGUCUUCCGACGACGAGGAGAGCCACGAUACGGCGUUCCACUCGCCGCUGUGCUCGACGAUUAGCUACGACGUCAGCUAUUACACGCCGAAGCAGCUCAGCAAUGGCAGCAAUCACUCUCAGUCUCAGACUCCUAAUACUAAUUCGGUUCCUCACUCAAAACGAACGUCACCGAAAUCUCGACUCUCAGUCUCUAACCGAGCAGCUCCGUCUCCCCCGCCGCCUCCUCCGCCGCCGCCAAUGUCGGCAGUUCAGAACUUCAAUCAAUUUAUUUCGCAUUCUCACAAAAAGCCAAAGUUCUCAACCCCGCCGCCGCCGCCACCGCCACUGCCGAAUGUGAGUCUGCUCCAGUCAAUAGCCAACUCGACACGCCAAGUAUCCAGAGCCCCGGCUCCACCUCCACCGCCUCCGCCACCGUCACGAAGAAUCGGAGAUGAUUCAGAAACGAUUGUUGAUCCUAAGCCGACUCCAGUAUCACCAAAGCCACUGUCCUCAUUUACUUCAACUCCGAAAGGCUCGUUUGAGAAUGGGACUAGUAAAACAAAACUUCUCCACCGAGCUGAGAAGAGCUUAGGCUCGGCUGAGAGUCUCGAGAAUGAUGAUUCGGGAGGAGCAAAGCCGAAGUUGAAGCCUCUGCACUGGGACAAAGUUCGAGCAACUUCGGAUAGAGCUACGGUUUGGGACCAGCUGAAAUCGAGCUCAUUCCAAUUAAAUGAAGACAUGAUGGAGACUCUUUUCGGCUGCAAUGCUGCGAAUGCGGCCCCAAAAGAGCCUAGCAGUGUUACUAGAAGAUCAGUUUUGCCUCCUGUCGAGCAGGGGAACAGGGUUUUGGACCCGAAGAAGUCGCAGAAUAUAGCUAUUUUGUUAAGAGCACUGAAUGUUGCAAGAGAUGAGGUGGUUGAAUCUCUUACGGAUGGUAACCUAGAAGGCUUGGGUGCUGAGCUUUUGGAGACUCUGGUUAAAAUGGCACCGACGAAGGAAGAAGAAAUUAAACUUCGAGAGUACCAGGGGGACAUCUCAAAAUUAGGGUCUGCUGAACGAUUUUUGAAGGCAGUGCUAGAUAUCCCAUUUGCCUUUAAGAGAGUUGAGGCAAUGCUAUACAGAGCUAACUUUGAUACAGAAGUGAAAUACCUGAGGAAAUCUUUCCAAACGCUCGAGGACGCCAGUGAAGAAUUGAAGAACAGUCGGUUAUUCUUGAAACUCCUUGAGGCUGUUCUCAGGACUGGAAACCGAAUGAAUGUUGGGACAAACCGUGGUGAUGCUAAAGCUUUCAAACUUGAUACGCUCUUAAAAUUGGUCGACAUAAAGGGAACAGAUGGAAAGACCACAUUGCUCCACUUUGUUGUUCAAGAGAUAAUAAGAUCUGAAAGUCCAGGGUCUGAAACAAAGGAGAACAUCAGAACAAAGGAAGGUGAUUUCAAAAAGCAAGGACUGAAAAUGGUGGCGGGACUGAGCAAAGACCUCGGCAACGUUACAAAAGCAGCAGGAAUGGACUCAGAUGUCCUGAGUAGCUAUGUGUCAAAGCUCGCAAUGGGACUUGAGAAGGUCAGACUGGUCUUGCAGUGUGACAGGGAAGAUGUGGAUGGAAAAUUCUGUAACUCGAUGAAGCUCUUUCUAAAAGAGGCUGAUGAGGAAAUUCAUAUUAUCAAGGAUGAUGAAAGAAAGGCUUUAUUUCUGGUGAAAGAGGUAACUGAAUAUUUUCAUGGCGAUACAGCAAAGGAGGAAGCUCAUCCUUUCAGAAUCUUCAUGAUUGUAAGAGAUUUUCUAAUAGUAUUGGACCAUGUGUGCAAGGAAGUCGGAAAUGUGCAAGACAGAACACUGGUGGGUUCUGCUAGAUCAUUCCGGAUACCUGCAACUGCUCCUCUACCGGUUCUCUCCAAGUAUCACUUGAGACAAGAUGACACCUCGGAUGACGACAGCUUUUCAAUUUGAAACUAUGUGUAUAUGAAGCACAGCAACUUUUAGGAGGAUAACUAAACUAGAUGAAACUACCUUAGGCAUCACCGGCACAUCCAACAUUAUCAGCACCACCAGUAUAUUCAUUUCUUUCGGUACGAGCAUGUCGAAGGAGGAGAAGAAUGCAGAAGGGGGAGGCACUUUUGAAAGUCUUUCCUAUAUAAAGGAAAAUCCCAGCCCACAGAGAGAUUUCUGAACAGUAAACCAGGUAAUGCUCGAAGCAACAGAUAUUGUAUGAGAAUGCAUAGUCCAGAAAAGAUGAAACAUAAUAUUCUAGGAAGGGCAUUAUCAAAGAAGAUUUUACAGUCAAAAUAUUUUUAGGUUUGCUAUUUUUGGUUAUCCUGCUCCAAUGUACAUCCCCAUAUAUAUAGUUAGGAUAGGUUUCUUCAUUUAGGUCCUAAGAUCGAAGUCCCACUCAUUUUGAAGGAAGCAGGAAUGUUUUGAUGGUGGUUCAAUAUGAUGUCGUGGUUGCGUUAUGCAUUUAUUUGAUAAAUAUAAAGUAAUAAGUGGCUAUUC